Homalodisca vitripennis (glassy-winged sharpshooter) is the source of this 8931-nucleotide messenger RNA. It is a transcript of the gene Nep3, whose product is annotated as endothelin-converting enzyme homolog. Gene Ontology annotation, cellular component: plasma membrane. Lineage: Eukaryota; Metazoa; Arthropoda; Insecta; Hemiptera; Cicadellidae. Gene Ontology annotation, molecular function: metalloendopeptidase activity. Gene Ontology annotation, biological process: protein processing. The coding region runs from base 298 to 2745 and encodes 815 amino acids. The transcript has 17 exons. The record is from RefSeq and is a predicted model, not a curated record.
AGCUUUUAUUGCCCCUAAACUCAAUAGACGAUAACGAGUGCCACCACUUCAGUCUGUGUCAGCACUUCCGCUAUGGAGACACCAAGCUACAUACUUGAAUUGCUAUAGGAUUCUCAUCGCUUCAACACUAUUUCAAGACUCAUCCUUUAAAACAUAGAUGGAAUAAUUUGACUGGAAGAGUGAUUGAAAGUUUGGCUGCAAACUCCAUCUUUAUCGAGUGUUCGGCCUCUGACUCUGCCGUAAAGCACUGGUUAUCAGCAUCAGGUUGUCUUCUGUCCACUUUCAAGAACCGGAGCAAUGGUUCAAACCGCCGACGCCGCUCACCAGACGACUUUAGUCAACUCUGAAAAAAAUGCCUCAUCCUUGUCUCUCGCCAUUCAGAUGACCAGAUACAAACAGGCGGAAUUCGAAGAGGACUCGAGCAGUAUAGGGUCGGUCCAGCUGACUGAGGGGGUGUCCACCACCGCCACCCACAUCCGUUACCACACGGCGACACUCCCUGGGUCGACUCUAUGGAAAGCUCGAACUCUGCUAGAGAAGUGCCUCAUUCUGUGCACCAUUUCCUUGGUCCUUCUUCUAAUAGUCAUCAUCACCGUCCUCGGCUCAAGACCAGACCAGUUCCUACAUGUCGGAACCGCAACAAAUUUUAGAGAUCAUCUUAGUGCUGAAAACAGCCACGAGAGUAGACCACAGUACUGCCUGACGGAGACAUGUGUACGGACCGCGGCAGGACUGCUCUCCUCGAUAGACAACUCCGUGGACCCCUGCGAGGACUUCUACGAGUACAGUUGCGGCUCCUGGGUCCGUGCCAACCCCAUCCCUGACGGCAAGAGCAUGUGGGGCACCUUCGUCAAGCUGGACCAGCAGAACCAACUCGUCGUCAAAAACGCUCUUCAGAAGCCCUACAGUGAGUUGAAGAGCAAAUCUGAACAAAAAGCCAAAUCCUACUACCUGUCAUGUAUGGACGUCAACGAAACCAUAGAAGAGUUAGGGGCUAAGCCCAUGUUGGACCUUUUGGAUCAGGUGGGAGGGUGGAACGUGUCUGGCAGCGCAUGGAACGUCAGUACGUUUAGCCUGCAGACAACACUGCACAUCCUGCAGAACAAAUACAACAUGGGCGGCCUGUUCUCCUGGGCUGUGCAAGAGGAUGAUAGAAACUCUAGCCUCUAUAUUAUACAGAUUGACCAAGGAGGCCUUACUUUGCCCACAAGGGACACCUAUCUGAAUAAGACUGCCAAUGAAAAAGUGCUGACCGCAUACUUAGAUUAUAUGACAAAAAUUGGGGUGUUGCUGGGAGGAGAGCCCAACAGUACUAAAGCUCAAAUGCAGCAGGUGAUUGACUUUGAGACAAAGCUGGCUGAUAUUACCAUCCCCUCUGAGGAUCGCAGGGACGAGGAAAAGAUGUACCACAGAGUAGCAAUUGCUGAACUCCAGGAGAUAGCACCUUUCAUGUCAUGGAAGGACUACUUCUCAGAUGCUCUGCGGCUGGUGAACAAGAAGAUCACAGACAAGGAGAAGGUGGUCGUCUACGCUCCUGACUACUUACGAAACCUCACGAUCAUCAUCCGGGAGUAUAAUGCAACUCUUGAGGGGAAGACAAUACUCAACAACUACCUAGUAUGGCAGACAGUGCGAAGUCUGACUGCGUGUCUGUCCAAGCCAUUCCGGGAUGCAUACAAGGGUCUUCGUAAAGCUCUCAUUGGUGCAGAAGGAGGAGAAGAACCUUGGCGCUACUGUGUGUCUGACACCAACAAUGUCAUCGGGUUCGCCAUCGGAGCAAUGUAUGUGCGGGAACUCUUUCAGGGCAACUCCAAAACUAUGGCAGAGGAAAUGAUAAACAGUGUGAGGACAGCCUUCAAGGAAAACCUCAAGUACCUGACCUGGAUGGACGCGGAGACUCGACUGCUGGCUCAGGAGAAAGCAGAUGCUAUCACCGAUAUGAUUGGGUUUCCUGACUUCAUCUUGGAUGCUGAAAAACUGGACGAGAGAUACAAAGAGUUGAAUGUGAACCAGAACACUUACUUUCAGAACAACAUCCACGCCAACCAGUUCAACCUGAGGAGAAAUCUUCAGAACCUGGGCACUCCUGUCAACAAGACUAGAUGGAACAUGACCCCACCCACGGUAAAUGCCUACUACACACCGACCCGCAACCAGAUAGUAUUCCCGGCCGGUAUCCUGCAGGCGCCUUUCUACGACAUCAGCCACCAGCAGGCUCUCAACUAUGGGGCCAUGGGGGUGGUGAUGGGCCACGAGCUCACUCACGCAUUUGAUGACCAGGGAAGAGAGUAUGACAAGAUUGGAAAUCUUCACCAGUGGUGGAACAACAAAACCAUAGAGAAGUUCAAGAAUCAGACAGACUGUGUGGUCAAACAAUACAGCGACUACGAAAUCAAUGGAAAACACCUCAACGGCAAACAGACCCUUGGUGAGAACAUAGCAGACAAUGGAGGACUAAAGGCUGCAUUUAGGGCGUAUCUGGACUGGGUGUCAAAGAACAAAGAGGAACUACGGCUGCCGGCAUUGAAUCUUACUCAUAGACAGCUGUUCUUCCUCAGCUUCGCUCAGGUCUGGUGUUCAGCAAGCACAGAAGAGGCAACUAACCUGCAGAUAGAAAAAGAUGCACACGCUCCACCCAAGUUCCGAGUCAUCGGUUCCUUGUCCAACUCACCAGACUUUGCCCGAGAGUUUAAUUGUCCACUCGGCUCAAAAAUGAAUCCUGUAAAGAAAUGUGAAGUAUGGUAGACAGUAAAGACCAGUUACCGGUAAUCAAGGAUCAGUAUGGUUGAUGAUGGACUGAUUUUAGACCAAAGAGCAAGAGUUUCAAAGUUGGUUUUACAAACAUUGGUUUGGUAAUGUCAGUUGCAGCAUGGCAUUGUUACCAAAUCUGUAAAUUUAUACAGAGUUCUUAUUCUCUCACUUUUUUAUGACCACCACUAUUCAUUUACAUUUGUACUAUUGGUCAGAUUUUAAUAGAAAAUAACUCUAAUUAAUCAUAUGUUUAUUUAAUUUUGUUAUUUACUUAAUUUGUACUAAAUGUUCAGUUAAGUUUUGUGUACACUAAUAGAGUUUGCAUCAGAAAUCAGAAAACAUUAGCAUUAGCAUUAGUAGUGAGGCAUAUUUGGUUAUUCACAAGCAUUGCGUUCAGAAUUGGUGUCAAUAAAAUACAAUUUAAAAAUAUACAAUAAUUUGUAUGAUAAAAUGAAUGACAUCAGUGGGUUUUGGCAGUUCUUCAUCCCUUGCCUGUUGUACAAAGCUGUUGUCAGACUAUUUACAUGGUCCAGGCAUUCGUUGAAUAUGUAAAUUGAUUUAUAUACAAGCCAGCAGCACAGUUCUUUGUUAAACUUUAUUUCUUCUAUUCUCUUAAAAUGGAUUGGUAGUGCAUUAUAUAGUCUUCCCCCAGGGUACAAUGGCUUUUUGGAAAAUAGAGCGAUCCUGUAUACAGUUGUAGCAGGUUGAAGCCAACCCCACUUCUUGCUGUUCAACCAUGUUGGCUGUUGCUUAGUUCAAGAUAGCAGCAUGCAUAAUGACUUCUAGUUAGUACAAAGAUGUGAUGUGAUCCAUUAUUCACUGGGUUUUGUUAUCUGAGAAUGUCUCCAAAGUAUAAUUCCAUAUCAGACUCAUCAGCAAUGACUCUUUUAUAUUAGGCACCCAUUUUUAGGUAUUGAAUUUUGUUGAAUAUCAUUGAGUAUAUUGUUUGUUGUUUAUUCUUUGCUAGGUAUUUCGGACUGUUUCUCUGUUAGUCGUCUACGCAAGUCAGCUGCAUCGUCUCGAGUUGAAAAGAUCAUCAAUUCACCAUCUUUGCAAUUGUUAAUGAUAAAUGUGGUUUUGCUACAGCCAGGGACUCCUUGUACUAACUGGGAUUUUAUCCCUUUGUUUACAUGAAUUUCUUUGACAGAAUUAAAUGAUCUCAGCUGACUCGUCACCACAGUACCAUCAGAAAGAAACCAGGAGGAUAUCAUUUGCCAGUUUAAUGUUUUGGUUAACUGAGUAUUUUAGUUUGUUGUAGCAUAUUAGUGUACAAAUUUCGCUCCAUCAAAAAAAGUAUUACCUUACAGAGUCCCUUUUGAUCAAAUGAUCUCCUGAUUUCAGGUUGAUUAUGUUAUAGUUGGAAUUGGAUAUUUCUAGUGUGUAUUUCAGUGAUUGACUUUGCAGUGACUCUUCACUUACAGAAUUUCACAAGUUAUCCUCAUAGAAUUGAGACAUUUUUAGGAGUCUAUUGUUUUCUGCUUGCUGCCACAGGUACUUCUGUUCCUCCGUUGCUGCUCUGGAGAAGUCUAAAAUUUUUCUUCACCUGGAGCAGUCGACAUUGUGGGGUCGGUGACAGGCUGAGAUGCAGCUAAUGUCCUCCAUAUACUAAAGAUCUCUGAGUAUUCGCCCUCUUAUUAUUUGUGCCAAUCUCAGCUGAUUAUUAAAGCAGAUGUCUAUAAUCUGAUCAGCUGUGUUUUUUUAACUUUAUCAUGAUUAUAUAACCUAUCUGUGUAGAUAGGCAUGAUUUUCAAACUGAAGUAUUAUUUGGAAUAAUUUUUUGAUUACUGCUGCAAUUAGCUGUAUUGGGUACCACAUUUCUUAAAAUCCAAAGAAAAAAGUAAAGGGAAUUUAAUACAAUCAUUCACAAUCUCUAGGAACUUGACCAGCUUGCUUUCCAGUUAUUAGUGAUUGAAGAAUAGCAAAUAACGAAAAAACUUUUUCUUGGAAGGAAGAGGUAUAAAUUUAUUUAAAAAUAUUUUUGGUUUGUCUGAGCCCUUUUUGAAAUUUCUUCAAUUAAUUUUACAGAUAAGUGAACAAGUAUCUUAUCAUAAAACCCAAUACCAUCAGCAGCUUGCCAGUCUUCAUCAUUAUUUAGUUGUGAUGUGGUCAGGGUGGUUUCAUAAGGUAUCAAUGUGGAAGUUUUUAAAUUACUAAUGUUAGCUGAAUGUGUAGGGUUGAGGAAGGAAAAGCGUCCAGUGUUAUUGUUAACAGCAGUGCUUCUUAUUAUUCUCUUACAUAGUGUUCUGGUUUAAGGUGUGUAAGAAUGUUCAUCACUGAGUUCUUAUUUUUUAAUGUAUUCAACAUUUUGAUGUAUCGAGAUUAAAUAGGAGUUUGUUCCUGCAGUGAUAUUGUGAAUCUCUGGUUUAUGACUUGAUUUUAAUUUUUUUUAUAUAAUAGAAUUAUUUACUUCGGCUUUUUUGUACUGCCUGUGGUUUUGGUUGUCCUGUCUGAUUUUUAUUCAUCAUGAACUUCAAUAAUGAUUGAAUCCUAAAAAGUACUUGCUCCACUGGGAUGCAAACCCAGAUCUCACUGCUGGGCGAGCGUGCUACCACUACACCACAGAGCCCUUACUUUUUACUAUUCAAUUAUUUUGUAUUUGACCACUUCUGUCACAUUUGUGUUUAAAUAACCAAACUAAUUUAUAAUCGAAAGUAACUUAUAUAUAUAUAUAAGUACCUAUAAAAUUGUGUGUAAUAUGAUUCAUGUUAUAAUUAAAGUAUAUUUAUGUAUGUAAAAUCAACUUUGAUACAUUUAAAUAAGUUGUAGCCAAUGCAAUGAUUUACUUAGAUUUUAAUAAUAUUAUUUUACCAAAGUAUGAAACUAGUGUAUUGCCAUUGUCAGUUUUAUGCAAGUAUUUUUAUUUAUUUUAGUUCAGAUUUUUAUUUUCAUUGUCAUAUGUUUAGGUGUUAAAAAUAGGCUAAUGAAAGAUAAGAUGUCCAUGGGAUUUUUCGAGUUCCAUGUUAUUGAUCUUAAUUGAAUUGUGGAUUAUGUUUUCGUAUAAUACUAUUAUUAUUAUUGGUAAGUAAAUAUUUAUAAUUUUUUACUUUAUAUUGAUUUUUUUCAUGGAAUAGAAACAAAAAACAUAUUUUAGAAUGACAAUCAAAUUUUCUUAAACUAUUUUAUUACAGAUAAAAUUUACUUACUUAAUUUUACAUUUAAGAAAGUAUUGUAAAAAACACGCAUAUCUUUGGGUAAAAGUCAUAGUUUACUGGGAAAAAAUUUUAAUUUUGGUUUUCAACAUAUUUGCUGUGAUCUAUGUUAGUUGUUAAUAUAUUAGUUACCUAUAAACAGUGCAUAGGUGUUACUACUGUACAACAUCAUUAAAAAACAAAUUUUAUUCAGCUUUGUUCCUGAACCUUUUGUUCCUAUUUAGUAUGUGUUAUGCAUUGAUAUUUUUAUUCCAGAAUUGGUUAAAAUUGAAAUUUUCAGAUUAAAAUUUGGUUUUAAAUUAAAACCAAGCAGCUAUUUUUUUAGACCAAACUUAAGGUUAUUCAAAGAAUUUGUAGUUUAAUUAUUAGUUUCAUAUAAUUAUUUUUUUAAUUAAACUAAUUGCUGCUAUGCUAUAAAUAAACAUUUAAAUGUAUAUAAUAUAAUUUCAAACAAUUACAAAAACUAUUAAAUAAAAAUAGUUAUAAAAACUAAAAUAUUCCAACCAAAUUUUACAGCCCAACUUGCUUUCAUAAACACUUUAUAAUCAGAAAUGUAACAAAAUUAAAAAUCACAAUCGUUUCAAAGCUGUGUUUUCUACAGAUACACAUUUUUUUAAAGAUGAAAUUUAAUAUCUGUGUUUAUUAUUUAGACAGCAGCAAAUAUGUUCAUGGAACCAAUGAGUUAACAAUGGGACCAAGUCCUUUUCUUAAUUUUACUAUAAUUUACUUUAUUUUGAACCGGAGUAGGUUUGAAUUCAUAGAAAUACACAAAAAUAAAUUAUUUAGAGCUGGCAGGAGGAUUAACUUUUGAAAAUUAUUUUUCUGAAAUUAAAAGCAUCUAAAGGGUUACUGUAAUAAAUUUAUCUUAUGGUAUUUUACACGUAGUAUUUUAAUGGAUUCAAUUUGAGUUUUUUUUUUUUUUUUUAAUAUUAAUUAACUCUUGUUUCAUCAUUACAAGUUUAAUAUUUGUUUUAGAUUUACAGUUAAAAUGUUGAAAUGUUAAGACCAGAUGUGGAUAUGAUUGUUGUACCAUAAGUUAGGAAAAAAUCAUAAAUAUGUACAUCUUCACGACCCUAGUCCUGUUUGUUUGUGGAUCAUUUAUCAACUGUUGUAUUUUUGUGUUGUGCCAAAAUGGACAAUUCAACGCUGUGUGAGUAAAAUGUGUAAGUGCAUAAGAACUCAGGCCUACUGGUUGGGCCAGCUUGAACAAAUGUAAAUAGUUUUAUGUGAUACUGUUGCUUUCAACUAGAAAUAAGUGAACACAAACUUUUUUAAGGACUGGUAAAUAAUUGAUGAUCUAAUUUACCAAUGUACAGUUAAAUUAGUUUUUUCACUUACUAACAACGCUCGCAGUUAAUUGUUAAUAUUUAUAUAAUCUACCAGGGUAAAAUGACAAAAACGUUUUAUACGCAUUGGUUUUAAACUUGAUUGUCUAUAAAAUUGUAUGUGCUUUCCCAUAAUUCAUAGCUUAGGACCAUUAUAUGGAUUCAAAAGAAGAUUUAAAGCGAACAAAAUUGAGGAGCUGUGUAAAGAUUUGAUCCGGUUGUUCUAGGUUUUGGAGGUAUUUUUAGUUGUAAAUUAAAUGUUUAAAAAACAAAAAUGGGGUUAAUGUUUCUUGAACGCCCGCAGGUUAAAGUGUUGCCAAAUGGGCAAUAGUAUGUCUUGAAACAAACUCAAGGAAGAGAGAACAAACUGAUUGAGUUGCUGCCUUGAAAUAGAUGAACAUAGGGAGAAAGUCAAACAGGAUCUGAUUUAUGCAUACUCACAAGAUAUCUCUCUGAUUAAAUUGUGUAAGAUAUUGUCAAUUAAUAAUUAUGAUAAUACUAGACAUCGGUUAAAGAAAUAAAAAUGUUGUGAUGAAAAUCUGUAAUAAAUUAAAAACAGAAUGGUAAAUGUAAAUUAAAAAGCUAGAAACAUUAUGUCUGGGUCUAGAAAUAAAAUUCAGCUCCAAUUUACAUCUAAUUUAAAACAAGACAGUUCAACAACUGAUGAAAAUCUGACAAUUUUUAAGACUGCAAGCUAAUGACCAUGGAGAGGAUUAAAUGUAUUCUGUAACAUGUUUGCUAUCAAAGAGUACAGUAGUAAUGUAUGGCGUGAUUUUUACUAUUAGUUGCUAAAGUGUUAAAACGAAUCAAAACUCCUAACUUUGGUAUUAUUGAGAUGAUGAAACUUAAUUUCAAACAGACUUAUUCUAAGAGAUAGAGCAUACCUUUUCAGUAUAUUUAAGAUUUUUGAGUGUUAUCAAGAGGUUCUCAAAGUGUUAAAACGAAUUCACUUCACACAUUACUUUAAAGAUUUCGACUAGGCAAGUCAAAUUUUUACAACAAAACAGAUUUUGGAUAAUCCUAAAAUAAUACCCCUUUUGGUACACUUUAACCUUUUGUCAGUGGCUGAGUAAAAAGGGUUAUUAAAGUUUAACAUGUUUUAUAAAUAAUAAAUAUAGAAAUAUGCACACACUAUCAACAUACAUACAUAUUGAUAUAUUCACUUUUAGUUAAAUGAGACAGUUUCUAAAUAACUAUAAACUAUUUGAUCAUAAAGAUGCACAAAAGUAUUUCUCAUUGUAUACAAUUUGAGUCUAUACCUGGUACAUUUGUUGUUGUGGUUGAACAAAAGAUCUUAUGUUAAAUGUAAGCAUAAAAUGCGUUUAAAAAUAGUUGUUAGCCACCAAACUAUUAAAUAUGUAUCAUUUUCGUUUUCAUGUUGUACCUGCUAAAACGGAUAUCAGAUAUCUUGUUAAAUUUGUUUACUCGCUGCUCAAGAAACUAAGAGAAAUUCCUGUUUGUUUGAUAAUUUGUUGCCUGUUAGUGUUGUUUGUUUAGUUGAUGUCACAAUAGUAUUCAUAAAUUUCAUGGGCUUAUUUGUACGAGGUCGUUUGUAUUUUAACCAAUAUUUAUAAUCUUGUCUGUGAUAACAACGAUAGUAUGAUAAGGUAGCGUAGGACUUGUAAUUAUUUACAUAUUGUAUGUAUAACGAUUAUGUUCAUUGAUAUCAUUAUGCAAAUACAAUAAACUUGUAUUAUAAAAUAAAA